Scedosporium apiospermum is the source of this 1170-nucleotide messenger RNA. RefSeq names its product Peptidase C13 family protein. The transcript has 2 exons. Gene Ontology annotation, biological process: protein localization to cell surface; attachment of GPI anchor to protein; proteolysis. Gene Ontology annotation, molecular function: GPI-anchor transamidase activity. The record is from RefSeq and is a predicted model, not a curated record. The coding region runs from base 1 to 1170 and encodes 389 amino acids. NCBI's taxonomy places the organism in Eukaryota, Fungi, Ascomycota, Sordariomycetes, Microascales, Microascaceae. Gene Ontology annotation, cellular component: GPI-anchor transamidase complex.
AUGCGUAUCUCCACGCUCGCGGCGCUGACCGCACUCCUCGCCGCCGCCCCUGGCGUUGAUGCGCAGCAUACAAGCAACUGGGCCGUUCUCGUCGGCACCUCGCGCUUCUGGUUCAACUACCGACAUCUCUCCAAUGUUCUCUCCAUAUAUCGCACCGUGAAACGUUUAGGCAUUCCCGACUCCCAAAUCAUUCUCAUGCUUCCGGAUGACAUGGCCUGCAACCCUAGAAACGCCUUCCCCGGAACCGUGUAUAGUAACUCCGAUCGAGCCGUGGACUUGUAUGGGGACAAUAUCGAGGUGGAUUAUCGUGGAUACGAAGUUACCGUUGAGAAUUUUAUUCGCCUUUUGACCGACAGGGUCGGCGACGAGAUGCCAAGGAGCAAGAGGUUAUUGACCGAUGAUCGGAGCAACAUUCUCGUCUACAUGACCGGACAUGGCGGCAAUGAGUUCUUAAAGUUCCAAGAUGCGGAGGAGAUUGGUGCAUAUGACCUUGCGGACGCCUUUGAGCAGAUGUGGGAGAAGAAGAGGUACCACGAGAUUCUCUUCAUGAUUGAUACUUGCCAAGCCAAUACCAUGUACAGCAAGCUCUAUUCCCCAAAUAUUAUUGCCACCGGCUCAUCGGAACUCGAUCAAUCCUCGUACUCGCAUCAUGCCGAUAACGAUGUCGGCGUUGCCGUCAUCGACCGAUUCACGUACUAUAACCUCGAAUUCCUCGAAAAUCAAGUUCAGGAUAUGAGCAGCAAGAAAACUGUUGGCGAUCUAUUUGAUAGCUACGACAUUAGCAAGAUCCACUCCAACCCUGGCUUCCGCUACGAUCUGUUCCCUGGCGGCGCGAACGCGGCCCGGAGCCGUCUAAUUACCGACUUCUUCGGCAACGUACAGAGCGUCGAAGUCCAGGGCGCCACGAACAGCACUCUUGAUGAGGAUCUGUUGUCUUUGAGCAGGACCAUUGCUGAAUUACGGAGAAGGGCCGACGAGCAGGAUGCCGCGGAGAAGAAUAUCACGGGUCCGGCACUACAGCCCGCCGUUGCGAAGCAGAACGUGAGGGUGCCGCUGGCGAAGCCCCUAACAGAUGACAACUGGUGGACGAAGAAGAUCUAUGGUGCUACUGCUGUUGCGGGAUGCGCUCUUCUUUGGGGUCUGAGUUCAUAUUUGGAGAGUGCGGUCUAA